AUGUCUAAACCCAAUGUGAUUUUGUAUAUAACAACAAUCACUAAGGAUCUCAUAGAAUACCUCCAAGAUGAUUACAAUUUUGAAAUAGCAUUAAGGUUGUUAGACGAUUUGAAACUACAAUCAGCAAUACAAAAUUUGAAAACUCCAUUCAAGUAUAAACAACUAGUAUCGAAUUUGUUUUCAAGAUAUGUUUUAAAUAAACAAAUUCAUAAACCAGUUUUUUCAAAAUUAGAGUAUCUGUUUAAUCAAUAUGGCAAACCAUCCAUAAAAGGUAUUAAUUUUAAUUCAAGUUCAUCCAAUGAUAUUAUUGCAAUAGCUAUUACCGGUUCAGAAGCAUCUAUAGGAAUUGAUUUAUCUCAUUCAUCACAAAACUUAUCACCAACAGAUUAUAUGGAGCAAUUCAAACCCAUAUUCAAUGAGAGAGAGGUUGGUAAAGUUGACAGUUAUUUCAAAUUUAAUCACUUUUGGACUUUGAAAGAAGCAUUUACAAAAUUGUUAGGAUGCGGAUUAAAUCUCGAUUUGUCUAAAUUUUACUUUAAUACUGAUGCAUUCAAUGAUAAAGAUUAUAGAGUUUUCAACAAAAUAGGGAAGAAUGAAUCUACUUUGUUAGAUAUCAGAUGGUGUGAGGACAUCGAACUAAAUGCUGAUCUAUUAUUUCAAGAAGCAAAUGUGCUUGUCAAAAAUCUAGAAAAUCGAUUUAGCUGCUAUAGUACAAUAUUAGAGUAUUCAAAUGGCAAACUUCCGGUAAUUUGUUCAAUUAUCACUCAAAAAAAGGUUAAUAUAGAAUGUAUAGAAAUUGAUUUCUUAACAGUAUUACAGAAUAUAUAA
Molecule: messenger RNA, 828 nt
Organism: Lodderomyces jiufengensis
Lineage: Eukaryota; Fungi; Ascomycota; Pichiomycetes; Serinales; Debaryomycetaceae
Gene: LYS5
Product: holo-[acyl-carrier-protein] synthase
Exons: 1
Coding region: 1-828 (275 amino acids)
Cellular component (GO): cytosol
Molecular function (GO): magnesium ion binding; holo-[acyl-carrier-protein] synthase activity
Source: RefSeq, a predicted model, not a curated record